Molecule: messenger RNA, 780 nt
Organism: Colletotrichum fioriniae
Lineage: Eukaryota; Fungi; Ascomycota; Sordariomycetes; Glomerellales; Glomerellaceae
Biological process (GO): proteasome regulatory particle assembly
Molecular function (GO): protein-macromolecule adaptor activity
Source: RefSeq, a predicted model, not a curated record
AUGUCAGCAGACACCCGCCCAAUAUCCCCAACCCAAUUCGCCUCCGCCCUCCGCGACCUCUCCCUCCCAACCCUCCACCUCAAAGCCCUCGAGAUCCGCAACUCCAUCCUCCACCUCGAAUACUCAAACGCCCAGCUCGCCCCCUACGCAGCAGGCGACGCCACCACUCUCGACUCCGCCACCGACGCCUCGGCAGGCCACGGCCCGGACCCGACCUGCGUCGAAGCCAUUCGCGAAAACGACGUCGUCAUCGCUCGCAUGCGCGAGCGUGUCCAGAUCAUCCGCGACGAGGUCGAGGGCAGAGGACACUCGUGGAACGAGUUCAAGAGUAAAGAAGAGGUUGAAGAGGAGGAGGCAGAGGCACGAGAAGGAGCGGUGGCAGCGGUGAAUCGGCGGGGUAUCACGAGCGAGUCGGUGGCCGGUGCGAACGGCGUCAACGGGAACGGGACUCCCGCGACCAACGGGCUUGGCGCCGCGGCCGCUGAGGAAAAUAGGAUUGCCACUGGACGUCAGGGCGUACUGGCGGCGACCAACGGUGGUGGCUCGUCGACUACUGCCGCGAGCUCGUCACACCCUGCUUGGAUGGACGGUACAUUCCAGAUGGGCACGAUACGCAACGGUGUGAUCACGAUGGAUGGUCCCCCGGCGCAAUCCACCCAAUCUACUCAGCAAGCAAACGGCACGGGUGGUCGCCUGACGGACGAAGAACUGCGGCGGGCCAUGGAGGAGCGGAUGAGAGGUCUCGGCGAUGACGACGAGGAUGGCGGAAUGCAUUUGUAA